Molecule: messenger RNA, 1135 nt
Organism: Tauraco erythrolophus (red-crested turaco)
Lineage: Eukaryota; Metazoa; Chordata; Aves; Musophagiformes; Musophagidae
Source: RefSeq, a predicted model, not a curated record
GCAGCACGCCACCACCCCGCUCACGCCCCCACCCCGCUCCCUCGCCUCCUGGCUGACCUCGAGGGGCCUGGGGCGCACGCAGGAUGAGACCACCGCCUGCAUCCCCCACGACAUCUACGUCGUCGGCACCCAGGAGAACUCCCUGGGCGACCGCGAGUGGGUCGAGUUCCUCCGCGCGUCUCUGAAGACCCUGAUGGCCAUCGACUACCNNNAGGUGGCCCUGCAAUGCCUCUGGAGCAUCAAGAUCGUGGUGCUGGUGAAGCCUGAGCAUGAGCGGCGCAUCAGCCACGUCCACACCUCCAGCGUGAAAACUGGGAUCGCCAACUCCGCAGGAAACAAGGGAGCUGUGGGCGUCUCCUUCCUUUUCAAUGGGACCUCCUUUGGCUUCGUCAACUGCCACCUGGCCUCUGGCAGCGAGAAGACCCACAGGCGUAACCAGAACUACAGUGACAUCCUGCGCUCGCUGGUCCUGGGCGACAAGCGGCUCAGCGCCUUCGACCUCACCCUGCGCUUCACCCACCUCUUCUGGUUCGGGGACCUCAACUACCGCCUGGACAUGGACGUGCAGGACAUCCUUGCCCACAUAACCAAGAAGGAGUUUGAAGCCCUUCUUGCUGUGGACCAGCUCAACAUGGAGCGGGAGAAGAACAAGGUGUUCCUGCGAUUCAGUGAGGGUGACAUCUCCUUCCCUCCCACCUACCGGUACGAGCGGGGCUCCCGGGACACCUACAUGUGGCAGAAGUUCAAGCCGACGGGGAUGAGGAUCAACGUCCCCUCGUGGUGCGACCGCAUCCUGUGGAAGUCGCACCCAGAGACCCACGUGGUCUGUAAUUCCUACGGCUGCACCGACGACAUCGUGACCAGCGACCACUCGCCCGUCUUUGCCACCUUCGAGGUGGGAGUGACAUCACAGUUUGUGCCCAAGAAGGCUCUGGCAGCUGGUCCCGAGCCCCUGGCAUGCAUCGAGUGGGAGAGCAUCGAGGUGAUGGUGAGAACCACCAGCCGCAGCAAGUGCUACAUCGAGUUCCACUCCUACUGCCUGGAGGAGGCCCAGCAGAGCGGGGAGAACACGUCCCAGAGCUGUGAUGUCCCCGGCUUCCUCAAGCUGGGCUGGUCCGCCAAGAACCUGCCUGUG